AUGAUGAAUGCAGUGCAAGAGAUGAUGCAGGAAAUGAUGAAGGGAUUCGUGGGAGAGGGAGCUGUAGGAGUUGCCGAGCAGAUUUACUCUAAAUUAGAAGAUCAGAAUAUAUCCUCUAAAUAUGAGGAAGUUUUUGAUAGACAGGAGGAGCUUGGCAUUAUUGAGCCUGUUAAAAAUAGAGCCGCAGACCAAGUAUUCAUUCCUCAUCGUCCUGUCAUAAGAAAUGAUGAAAAUGCCACCACUAAAAUCCGUCCUGUAUUCAAUUGUAGUUUAAAGGUGGGAAAAGCUCCUUCAUUAAAUGAAGCCGCUUUUCCUGGUAUUGAUUUGAUGAACAACUUGUUGUCAUUGGUUUUAUAUUUCAGGAAUAAUGAUUAUGUAGUUGUAGCUGAUAUAGUGAAGGCUUUUCUCCAAGUUAGUUAUAGAGGGAAUGAAGUAGCUUCUCUGAUUAAAGACAAAUUUUAUAUGGAUAACUUGGUGCUCUCUUCUAAUCAGGGAGCCCAGGCACCAUUUAUUAUCAAUUCUAUUAAGGAAAUUAUGAAUUCAGGGGGGUUGCCUUUACGGGAGUGGGGUUCUAAUUGUCCUGGUUUGUUAUCUACUCUUGAUGAAGAUGAAAAGGUAGCUUCUUCUGAAAUGAAGAUUUUAGGAUAUAUUUAUGACUCUAACCAGGAUACCUUACAAUUAAAGGUUAAGCAAUUAAACAAUGAUGCUUCCUCAAAGCGUCAGAUUUUGUCAGCUUUGUCUUCUGUCUUUGACCCUAUUGGCAUAUUUGCACCUAUAAUGCUGCAGGGCAAGCUUAUUAUUCAUGCUUCGAAGGAAGCUGAUGGUUGUGCUAUGUAUGCUGUGCAAGGUGGUCAUAGUUCCCUGAUAUUUGCUAAGACUAAGUGUAAUAGUAUUAAUAUCUCUUAA
This is a messenger RNA of Macrobrachium nipponense, 906 nucleotides long. RefSeq lists its product as uncharacterized. The record is from RefSeq and is a predicted model, not a curated record. The coding region runs from base 1 to 906 and encodes 301 amino acids. Lineage: Eukaryota; Metazoa; Arthropoda; Malacostraca; Decapoda; Palaemonidae. The transcript is spliced from 4 exons.